This is a messenger RNA of Sclerotinia sclerotiorum 1980 UF-70, 390 nucleotides long. RefSeq lists its product with no specific name. Bases 1 to 390 code for a protein of 129 amino acids. Lineage: Eukaryota; Fungi; Ascomycota; Leotiomycetes; Helotiales; Sclerotiniaceae. The transcript has a single exon. The record is from RefSeq and is a predicted model, not a curated record.
AUGCACAUCUCAACCCCCCUCACCCUCACCCUCCUAACCCUCCUAAAAUGUACACCCAUCCUCGCCCUCGACUACACAAGCACCUACAACCUCGCCUCCGCAGCCCGCUGGGACGCAAAUCUCAUCGAUACCCCCAACAACGUUUCCUGCACUGUUACCUACAAUGAUGUUUCCUCCUUGCUCAUCCCCGAUGCGGAUGGUUAUCUCAGUAGUCCGAUUGCAAUCGCUAUACCCUGUAGUAAGAAGAAUUAUGUUGCUACGACGGUCGUGGGGAAGGAUAGUUCGGUGAUUAGUUAUACGGUGCCUGGGGGGAAGGUGGUUACUUUUGUGACGGGGAAGAGGAGUGUUUUAGGGGAUGGGGAGGUUGUUCAGAUGGUUUUUGGGGCGUGA